AUGCUUUCUCAGAAGGCGAAUUGCUGACGACCCAUCCAUAUCCAGCAUGCGAGACCACAAUUGAGAUCUGCAGUUUUAUCCUGCAUAUUGGACAGUUCUUCAAUUGGGAAAAUCACUGUGAGAUACACGAAAAAUGAAACUGUGCCCGCACCUUGAGUUGGUAAGCAAAUCAGAGGGCACUUCAACAGUGCAGAAGCAGGGUACAGCGAUCUAUUAUGAUGCAUAAAGUAUACUAAUUGAAUCUGUUAA
Molecule: messenger RNA, 249 nt
Organism: Blepharisma stoltei
Lineage: Eukaryota; Ciliophora; Heterotrichea; Heterotrichida; Blepharismidae
Source: the annotation of a GenBank genome assembly